AUGCUCGCCCAUCUCCUAUCUCUCACGACGAUAACGAUCUAUCUGAUCGGGAGUGCGAUAGCGAUCGAGGACGAGUACAAGGCUGCACAGCUCGCGCGUCAUCUCGUCGAAUCUGUGAAAGGCGUCGGUACAAUCUCGACAAUAUUCCCUUCCGGGGAUGAGUUAGAAGGUCACCCAUUCUCGCUAGAGGUGUACUACGCAUCCUGCUACAAUGACGGGAGUCUCACACUGCUGAGUAUGCCCAUAUCGCAAUCAUACAACAAUAUCAUCCGUGAUUCGCAGCACAGAGCUACUAUCUCAGUAAUGCCUCUCGAUGGCUCAGCCAGGGCUAGCAAUUAUCGCGUCGGACUGAUCGGACAUGUUUCAUUUUUAGAUAGUCAUACGAGUAGUGGCUUGGGGGAAGAAGGCGAGAGAUUGAGAAGCUGUUAUCUUCUAGAUCACCCCGACAGCAGCAUCUGGUUACCACCGCAUGGUGUGCCUCACCAGUCUUAUUUUGUUAGGUUCGACAUUGAUCGCGUUUGGUAUAUAGGAGGGUUCGGUAGCUCACACUAUAUUGGCUAUAUACCGCUCGAGCUUUACGCAGCGGCUGCAACUUGGUUUCCUAAAUACGUCUCACUCUCUAGUGCAACAAGCAUUACCCUUUAA
Molecule: messenger RNA, 645 nt
Organism: Wallemia ichthyophaga EXF-994
Lineage: Eukaryota; Fungi; Basidiomycota; Wallemiomycetes; Wallemiales; Wallemiaceae
Exons: 4
Coding region: 1-645 (214 amino acids)
Source: RefSeq, a predicted model, not a curated record